AUGCACAAGCUUGACGAUAGUUUUGAACUCUCCCGAGACGAGGAGAUUCAAUCUUUAACUGGCUCAUUCCAGUCGUACCAAGCCGACUCGGAUGAGAAAUUCACAGCCAUCUCAUGGAUAUUGAACUCGGCUUGUGAACGGGCGCGGGUAGUCAAAUCUGCGAAUGGAAAUCCAAAUGCUCGCGUAUUGGUUCCAGAUAACGGACCCCCGUUCGAUCAAGUACGGAAACUCUACUUCGAGAAGCAGAAUGCCGACAGCUGUACAGAGAUCAUCACCACAGCCGAGGCCUACUUUAGAGAUCAGGCAAUAGUCGGGAUAGUAUUUGUUUAUUCGUCGGGCAGAACAGCAAGCACAGGUGAGCUUGAUACCAACACCCGUCAGACAGUUCAUUUUGCACUGGGUGUUCGGAUUGUUGGCUUGAUGAUUGUGAUUGCAACCUCAGAGGACAAGCUUAUGGAAAUUGUGCUUGAGAUUGAGCAGACUGGACAGCCGCAAUAUGAGAAGCUUCGUCUCUCUAUCAACCCACCAGAUGGCCUGUCUGGUCCUGUCGAAUAUGGCUGGCGAGAAUUCUGGUGUAAGGACGAUGCGUCUGCGGAGGACUACCAGCCACGCUUAAUGAAUGACAGAGUAUACAAGCCCCCGAGCCGGUCGAGACUCGUCGGUAUGUACAUGCGCUGCCAGGAGUUUCACCGCAUUGGGGCAGUUUAUGAGCCCGAGAUCGGUUCUUAG
Penicillium paradoxum is the source of this 729-nucleotide messenger RNA. RefSeq lists its product as uncharacterized. Lineage: Eukaryota; Fungi; Ascomycota; Eurotiomycetes; Eurotiales; Aspergillaceae. The transcript is spliced from 2 exons. The record is from RefSeq and is a predicted model, not a curated record. Bases 1 to 729 code for a protein of 242 amino acids.